Molecule: messenger RNA, 2298 nt
Organism: Phlebotomus argentipes
Lineage: Eukaryota; Metazoa; Arthropoda; Insecta; Diptera; Psychodidae
Gene: UbcE2H
Product: ubiquitin-conjugating enzyme E2 H
Exons: 6
Coding region: 745-1293 (182 amino acids)
Biological process (GO): ubiquitin-dependent protein catabolic process; protein polyubiquitination
Cellular component (GO): nucleus
Molecular function (GO): ubiquitin conjugating enzyme activity
Source: RefSeq, a predicted model, not a curated record
GGAGAGCCAUUUGUAUUUUUAUCACAUCUACACCAUGCCAUAAAAAUCGUGAAUUCGUCGAAGCUUGAAAGAAAAUUGAUGAAAAAAAGCGAGUGAGAAGGAGAAAAAACAGUGGAGCUAUAAAUAAAGUGACUCGUUUGUAAUUUGAAAAAAGGAAGGAAGAGCAGUGUAUGUUAGGGAAAAUUAUUAUUGAGAAUAUAUAGGCAUGUUUUAUUAGGUGUGCAACUGAAUUUCAAUGCAAAUUUAGAUGCACAUCUGAUAGAGAAGAAUCCCUAUAAUAAAAUAGUGCAAAAACGAAAAUAGGAGAAACGAAGCAUCAUAAUGAAGAAGGAGAGACAAAGAUGUAUUCUGAUAAAAUGACUAUUGUGUGAUAAGGAGUGAUAUUCAAUCGUGGUGUGAAAGAUUGUUCUACAGUGACAGUGGAUUCUUCAGGAGUUUGGCGAGGGCAAGGAAGAGCACAAGACGAUUUCUCAUCUUGUGCUGAAGGGCGACGACAAAGGAGGUCGAAAGUCGUGCGGAGGCAAAGAAGACGAAGGGAUUCAAGCAGACGAGAAGAGACAGAGAGAGCACUUUAUGCUUCGCUAGAUAAAUCCCUUCGAAAUUUCUCUUUAUUUUCGCAUUUUCCCUUUUUUUCGCCAUACUCGAAGAAAGAAACCAUAAGCGAAAAGAACAAAUAGUCAAAAGAAAAGGAAAGAAUUUUUCCCCUUGAGCCCUUCGACGCAGGAAGAGAAGACAUAAGGAAGGAUGUCGUCUCCGAGUGCGGGAAAGCGUCGCAUGGACACAGAUGUGAUUAAAUUAAUCGAGAGUAAGCACGAAGUGACGAUUUUAGGCGGACUCAAUGAAUUUUGCGUGAAAUUCUUCGGACCACGAGGAACUCCUUAUGAGGGAGGCGUGUGGAAGGUGCGCGUCCAUCUGCCUGAGCACUAUCCUUUCAAGUCACCGAGCAUCGGGUUCAUGAACAAAGUGUAUCAUCCCAAUAUUGACGAGGUGUCUGGAACGGUGUGCUUAGAUGUCAUCAAUCAAGCGUGGACUGCUCUUUAUGAUCUGAGCAACAUUUUCGAAUCCUUUCUGCCGCAGCUACUCACAUAUCCGAAUCCUGUGGAUCCUCUCAACGGAGAUGCGGCCGCCAUGUAUCUUCACAAGCCGGAGGAGUAUAAAAAGAAAGUAUCAGAUUACGUGAAGAGAUUCGCCACAGAAGAAGCUCUCCGUGACCAGGAGCAUGUGGAGAGUUCCGACAGUGAAUCGAGUAUGUCUGAAUUUAGUGAGGAUGAGGCGCAAGACAUGGAGUUAUAACAGCGACUUUCUGUGCACACGAUUAAUUAUUACUAUGAUAAUAUUAAAUAUAAAAUUAAUAAUAUUUAUAUGAUGGAAAUUGACAAAAAUCAUAAUAUACUGUUGAUAUAUUGAAGAAAAAGUGUACCCAAGAAGCGAUUGCAAACGGAAAGAGACGCGUUUUGAGAUGGCGGAGGAAGAGAGGAAGAAAUAGAGAGAGAGAGAGGAGAGAGAAGGAAACAUUAACGAUUAUUAUGAGAAAAUGAAAACUACAAUUAACUUAACGUAGUGUCUAUAUUAAUGGAUUACACAAGAAUGAUGAUGAAUAGUGAGAAAUAAACAUUUUUGAAGUGUAAUAUAUUUAAUAUUUGACGAUCAUUGAGUAAUUUUUUUUAUUCACAACCUCUUUUUAAUUAUCUAUACAUUAUAUUUCUGUUGCUAUUGAAUAGAAAUUGAAUAUUUUUGUGUUGACUCGUUCGAUAGACGAAAACUUAAUUUUCACGAUGUUUUUUUCUUGUUUUCUUUGUCUUUUCACCAAAACCGUGCCAUUUUCUAAAUGAUGAUAUAAAAAAAAGUUUUAUGAUGAAAAAGAAAAACCCUUGCACAGAUUAAAAAAUAUAUAUAACAAGAACAAUCGUGAAGUUGGCAUUAAAUUUUUCCACACAACAGAGAACAAACAACAAGAAAAAGUGAUUUAAUACAAAAUUAUGAUUUCCCUCCAGAGAUUUUCCGGAUUAUAUAUUGCGAAGAAAGUCAUGAUAAAAAACAAGUUGGAAGAAAAAUAAAAAUUUUAGUAAUAGAAAUGAAGAUUUUAGAGAGAAAAAAAACCAUCGCGGGAAAAUGUUUAUAUUUUUGAGAUAUAAAGAAGAGGAAGAAGAAGAAGAAAAAAAGAGAAGAUAAAGAGUAAAAUGAAGAUAAGCUGAUUAAUGAACAUAUAAUACAACUUUUUUGUGAUGUUUGACUAAGAGUUUUAAAAGUAAUUAAAUGUAGAGAUUCGAUGAUGAAAGUAAAGUUAAAAAUAUUGAU